GGCACUGUAAAAGCGGGUGGGAGACAGGCCUGCGGGUUUGUUUGCUGCGCAGUGCAGACAGGCUGCAGAAUACCUAGAACUCCCCUAAAGACGGGUACUCGGGAGUACAACGUCGAGCGGGAACAUUCUGGCAGAUUUGAUCAGAUUUGGUCAGGUUGAUAGACGUGGAUAGGUACCCAAAUGUACGAAUAUGCGGAUUCGAUUGCCUUUCGCAGGCGUUUUCUUCGUGCUCUGCCUCAUAGCAGGCUACGCCGGCCUUUCCUCGCUUCAGCUCGACGGCUUCGUCAACGACAAAGUUCUGCACGCGCUCACCUUCUUCAUUCUGACUGUUGUCUUCUAUUGGGUCAUAGACACCAGUCGUCGUCGCACACUCAACUUAACCCUUGUUGUUUGUACCCUUUCCCUGGGCGUGGGAUCUGAGUUCCUACAAGGCUUCAUCCCCAACGGGCGCAAUUUCGAUCUCAAUGAUAUCAUUGCCAAUAUUGUAGGCAGCUUAGCUGGCCUGGCUCUAUGCUCAUGGUAUCAUCAGCGGAUGCUGGAGCGGAAGCGACAGCGCCGUUACAGCGCUGUGCCAGGUGAUGAGCCGGGCGACUUAGAGCUAGGUGAGGGAGCCGGCCAUCAGGAGGAAGGAAUACUAGGAGCUGAGCAGGGUCGCGCGACAACGUUGGAGGAAGAGGUCGACAACUGGGAUGAAAAUGCUGUGGACAACUGGAGUGAGGACGAUGAGCCCCAGGGAGACAUAGGUACCAGUGAUAAAAUCCUUCCAGGAGAACACAAUGGCGGCGAAGGCGCAAAUGGAAGUGGCAAGAAACGAGCCGAUUAAGCCUCUAUUCAUUGAUUCCAUGGUGAUUCACGAGCACGGAACGAGCAGAAAAUUGGUGGAUGGAAUAUGAUUUAUUGUGUUUUAUGGGAUCAGUUAGCAUUUUGCUUUC
Xylaria bambusicola is the source of this 932-nucleotide messenger RNA. RefSeq lists its product as uncharacterized. The coding region runs from base 191 to 823 and encodes 210 amino acids. The record is from RefSeq and is a predicted model, not a curated record. NCBI's taxonomy places the organism in Eukaryota, Fungi, Ascomycota, Sordariomycetes, Xylariales, Xylariaceae. The transcript has 3 exons.